AUGGCAGUGCCCCUCCCGCCUAAAUUCAAGGUUCCCCAGAUUGACUUGUAUGAUGGGUCUAAAGACCCGGUGGAACACUUGGAGAACUUUAAGGCGCAUAUCACACUCCACGGCUUCUCUGAAGAAAUCGCAUGUCGAGCUUUUCCCUUGACCCUAAAGGGAACAACGCGAGGGUGGUUUAGAACCCUCCAACUUAGAUCAAUCAACAGCUUUGAGGAAUUGGCUAAACAGUUCUUAAUAAAAUUUAUGCCAAGUAGAAGGCGACGGUGCCCAUCGGCAUACCUUUUAACAGUCAAGCAAAGAGAAGAAGAGAAUCUGAAGACAUACCUCACUCGUUUUAAUAUAGAGAGGUUGACAACCAAAGAUCAAGACGAGAAGAUCACUCUGGCCGCCCUCCUAGGUGGGAUCUGGCCACGCAACCCUUUUAUGGCCAAGUUAGCCAGGAGGACCCCAUCUACUUUGAGGGAGUUCAAGGACAGGGCAAAUGAUUUUGUAAAUGUUGAAGAUACACUGUAA
Messenger RNA from Carya illinoinensis, 516 nucleotides. RefSeq lists its product as uncharacterized. The record is from RefSeq and is a predicted model, not a curated record. The transcript has a single exon. NCBI's taxonomy places the organism in Eukaryota, Viridiplantae, Streptophyta, Magnoliopsida, Fagales, Juglandaceae. The coding region runs from base 1 to 516 and encodes 171 amino acids.